AUGAAGGACCAAGAUAUCGUCGGCAAGGCUCUGGCCUCUGUUCUACCUCAAUAUGACCGUCCCUGGUUCAGAGUACCUCAUCUCUUGCAACUGAAUCUCAUUCUCAUGAUCCCAUUGCUGUCGUCAGCCGUGGCUGGAUAUGAUGGGUCUCUCAUGAACGGUCUUCAAUCUAUUGCUCAAUGGAAAGAGUAUUUUGGGAAUCCCUCCGGUUCAGUACUCGGCAUCGUCAAUGCAGCACAGUCUAUUGGCAGUGUUGUUUCAUUACCCGUUGUAGGAAUCCUAUCCGACUACAUGGGAAGACGCCUGACAUUGCUGUCAGGUGCCAUCGUAGUUGUGAUCGCGUCCAUUAUCCAGGCUGCUUCGGUACAGUAUGGAAUGUUUGUCUUUUCUCGUGUGCUUGUUGGGGUUGGUUCCAUGUUGGUCGUGCAGCCCUCCCCUAUGCUGAUUACCGAGCUUGCAUACCCGACCCAUCGAGGCAAGUACACUAGCGCCUUCUGGACUAUGUACUACCUCGGUGCUAUCCUGGCUUCUUGGGCUUCUUACGGUACGCAGAAGCAUUUGAAUACUUCAGAGUGGAGCUGGAGGGUUCCAUCAAUUAUCCAAGCUGGGCUUCCCAUUGUCCAGAUAUUGCUUUGGUGGUUGGUCCCUGAGUCACCCCGCUGGUUAGUUGCAAAGGGACGGAUACAGGAAGCCGAAGAGCUGCUCGCUCGAUUCCAUACUGCUGGAGAUACAUCACACCCUCUGAUUCAAUUCGAAAUGAGUGAAAUUGUCAGUACCAUUGAGUUGGAAAGCCGAGCUGCGGAAACGAAAUGGUCUACUUUGGUUAAGACCCCAGGUAACAGAAAACGGACUUUCAUUGCAGUCUGCGUCGGUGCAUUUGCCCAAUGGAAUGGUGUUGCGGUCGUGUCAUACUAUCUCACCCUCGUUCUCGACACGGUUGGAAUCAAAGACCCAGAUACGCAGACCCUCAUCAAUGGCCUGCUACAGAUCUUCAACUUUAUUGCAGCGGGAGGUGCGGCUCUGCUUGUUGAUCGACUUGGUCGCCGAACACUGUUCUUGUGGUCGGCAGCAGGCAUGCUGGCUUCUUUCGUUAUCUGGACUGCCUGCUCCGCCGUUUUCGACAGCACACAAGCCAACGCACUAGGGAAGACAGUGAUUGCGUUCGUUUUCAUCUUUUACUUCCACUACGACAUUGCCUAUACUCCACUGUUGCUCGGCUACCCCACCGAGAUCUUCCCGUACUCCAUCCGCAGCAAGGGUUUGACCGUUGAGCUGUUAAGCGUCUACAGUUCAUUGAUUGUACUGGCGUUUGUCAACCCGAUCGCGCUUGAUACUAUCGGAUGGCACUAUUAUAUUUUCUUCUGCUGCUUUGAUGUUCUGGUACUAGCUGUUACUUGGUUCGCAUUUCCGGAGACAAAGGGCUAUUCUCUUGAGGAGAUUGCUCAGGUGUUUGACGGACCUUCACCCGCAACCAUUGGAGUGAUGUUCGAUAAGGGACAGGAAAUGGACGGGAAAGGGGAGCAUGUCGAGCAUGUCGGCUAG
Molecule: messenger RNA, 1542 nt
Organism: Penicillium mononematosum
Lineage: Eukaryota; Fungi; Ascomycota; Eurotiomycetes; Eurotiales; Aspergillaceae
Exons: 4
Coding region: 1-1542 (513 amino acids)
Biological process (GO): transmembrane transport; carbohydrate transport
Cellular component (GO): membrane
Molecular function (GO): carbohydrate:proton symporter activity
Source: RefSeq, a predicted model, not a curated record